AUGGAGGGGCCAGGGCUAGUGUCUGGUUUAACCCGAAGGCUACACAGAGCAGCUGGCCGUUUGGGGGGGCCAGUGAAGUUAGGAGCCAGCCCACCUACUGGGGACGGGGGCCUGGGGCCCAAGUCGAGUCUCUUGGGGAGGACGUGCAGGGUGCCUGCCCAGAGGAGGGUGGGGGGCCCUGAGACAGCUUCCCUGCCUGCAGGUGUGGCUGGGGCGGGGCAGGGCAGCAGGGAAGGCGGUGGAGGCCAGGCUGUCGUCUUCCCGGGCUCCCAGGAGCUGCUCAGAACCCCAUCGUCAUCUGGGCACGUGGGGACUGUAACUCUGGUGACAGUUUCAGCCACCUUUGGGUCAGGGACUGAAACUGGAGAGGGUGGGGGGUGGGUUCUUCUAUGA
Molecule: messenger RNA, 393 nt
Organism: Rangifer tarandus platyrhynchus (Svalbard reindeer)
Lineage: Eukaryota; Metazoa; Chordata; Mammalia; Artiodactyla; Cervidae
Source: the annotation of a GenBank genome assembly